Rotaria socialis is the source of this 402-nucleotide messenger RNA. NCBI's taxonomy places the organism in Eukaryota, Metazoa, Rotifera, Eurotatoria, Philodinida, Philodinidae. The record is from the annotation of a GenBank genome assembly.
AUGUGUCUUCAAUCAAAUUCUUUAUCUAAUUCAGCUAUCUCAUUAAAUAAUACAGAAAUUGAUACUUUAAUUAAUAUUUAUUCAUCAACACAAAAUUUACACAUGCAACCAAUAGAUUUUCAUGAAUACGAUUCAUUACAUCGAAGUACCCCAAUUAUUUAUGAUUUACUGGAUUUUCAAAAAUAUCAAAAUACUAAUCGCGAUGUGAAACGAACCAUAAUUACAUCAAAACAACGUUUUAAUUUCGCUAAAUUAGCCGAUGAAGUGAUUAAAGAUAAAGAAGAUAUUUCGAAUUCGUCAUUAUCAUUUGAUGCUAGUCAUUUAUCAACACCAUCACCUCAAUCGGUUCCAGCUGCAAUUACUAGCAGUCUUUCUUUACUUGCUUCUACUAGCCAUUCGUAA